AUGUCUGUGAUCGAGCAGAACAACCCGCCGGAUGAUCUUCCGAGCGAUUUGGAGGAAAGCGAGGUAUGGAAAAAAAAUGCUUUUUGUCAUUCAUGUUUUCAAUACACGUGCGGUGCUGUUUGUGUUUGUCAUGCAUAUUUUCAAGGGAGUAUAACUAUAGGUAGCGCAUCUUCAAUCACAAAUUGAAAUUACAACCCGACAUAUUUAUCACAGGAGCCGUACUUCGGUGGUGACGAGAUUGUGGUCGAGGAAAACAACCAGCAGGACGAGGAGGAACCUCCGCAAGAAAUCUUUGACGACGACGAGGAAAAUAAUAUUUUCAACCAAAACAGUUCCAACGAGGAGCAAAAUGUUGGUGGGAACGAGGAAGACGAAGAGGGUGAUGGAAAUAAUCGGCAUAAUAGUAAUGACUCAGCGGGGAACGCGAAUGACGGGGAAAACGAAGGUCCAGGAAGACCACCGCGUCCUUCCGGCCAGCCGUCCGCGAAAAAGAUGGCGAGCAACAAACGGUCGGCCCCGGCGGCGUCGAGUUCGGAGUUCGAUGAUGACGGAAAUAACAACCUUGAUGCUGAAAACACCGAGGAAAACCGCGCGCGGCGUUUGCAGGAACGGCAGGAGACGAAGCACAAGUUGAUGGUAUCAAAUGCAAAUAUGUCUGGGUUUUGGAAUCUGUAAUGCUGAAUGUUCAUGAUUGAGUGCGCCUGUAAGUGAAGUGUAGCAUGACAAAUUUUUCAAGCGCUUUCUGAUGCUUAGUGCGCAUUACAAACUGCGACGCUUCAUGACGAAGUUGUGGUGCCUUUGUUGCUUUUAUGCAAUACAAAUUUUUCAGGAAUUGUGGACACGCAAUACAGAUUCUUAACCUUUCCAUGAUACCCAGACAUGUUUGCAAUUCAUAGAUGGACCGUCUGUACGAGAUUCUGGACGUUGUCGAAGCGGGAGUAGAACCUUCUACCAGCGGGAAGCGCCCGUUGAAGCAACCAGAUCGGUUGCUGGCCGACGACGAAGUCCGGAAACUCCUACCUGGGUUGACCUACUGGCUCCACCCGGAGCGGCUCACCGAGACCAACCAGGUGAUAUUGUCUGCAGCAGGGGUCGGUGGAACGGCUACAGCAGGAAGUGCUGGUGGUCCUCCUCGGAAGAAGUCCUCUAUUGGUGGAACCAAAGAUGUUGAGAAACAACCCAAUGAAGUCGACGCAGAAGAUGGUGCAAAUCAAUCCUCUUCUCCCGCACAUAACAACAAUAAUUCCGCGGGCGACACCUCGUCUCCCGCCGCGGCGCCUGAAAAGGACGAGAUGCUGGAUCACACGCAGGUGGAUCAGCAGGAGCAGGAGGAAAAUCAAAAUAACCAAAACCACGACGAAAAUCAGGACCACAAUCAACCUCACGGGAACAACAGCACGAACAAGAGACACACGACGAACAAGCGGGAACCUAAGCCAGAGACGGAGGAAGAAAAACGCAACCGAAACGUGAACAAGCAGCGCAUGGAGCGGGAUCGGGAGUUGUUGAUCGAGGUCUGCUUGGAGUGGAACCGAUCUGCGGACUGGCAGUUUCACAACCAGCCCCUCGCGGACCGGGCAAAUUUGGUCCGGGAUGUCUUUUUGAAAGUGUUGCUGCGGAGCAUUCUCCGCCACCGAAAAAAGAUGGCCAGCUUGUCGGAAGCGCAGAAGACGGGGGGCCCCCAGGGGUCGAAAUAUGGGAAACCGGAAGGAUGCGAGGACAAAGUCAAACGUAUUGAUUUCAACUGUGAAAUAAUUGAUUCUAAUUGCAAAAAUCAAGCACGAGGGCAAAAAAAAGUAGAAAUGCUUUUCUUUACCAUUCGACUUUCCUCGCAGUCACUGACAAAGAACUCAAUUCUUGUACGUUCAACAUCUAAGGAAGAGAGCUAAAAUUGAAUGCCUAGUAGAAAAAUGCGAAUAGUCAACAAAUCAGCAGCAACAAAAUAUUGUUUUGUCAAAUUGAAAACUACAUCAAAACAGUGCAUGAGAUCGGCCUCGAACCGGAUGUAAGCUUGCUGAAGCGCGCCUUCGAAUGCCUCUUCUCACCCGAGCGGAUUUUAACUCUCUUCCCCAAGUUGUUCGUCGUGACCGACCUGCGGCAAGCCCCGGGCCUCGACGGCAACGGGGGCCUCACGUUACCCCCGCCGCCCGCCAAGGAACCGAAAACGCCGACCACCCCCGCGACGAUUGACAAGCCGAACGCGAUCAUCGCGACCCUGGAAAACGCACUGGCGAAACGGAAGCGCGGACUCUACGUCGGCGUUCCGCCGGAGUUGCUGCGGGAGACCGAGGGCGCACUGUUGGACGGCUUGUCGAUGUCGCAACUGCUGAAUUGCGAGCCGGAGGUGGUUAUGAACUGCAAAAGUAUCGUACUCGUAUAAAUGCAUUACAAAUUUUCUCAGCAUGAGAAAUAAAAUUUGUAAUGCUGAUUUGCCUUGACAAAGAAAUUUGUAAUGCAAGACCUGCAUUUAUACGAAUACGAUACUUUUGCACAGCAUAGUGGUGACGCGAAUUCUGGAGCAAAACAUUGACGCGGUGUUCAAUAGCAAUUUAUCUCCCUCGGAGAGUCCAGCCAAUUCAGACGACGACGAGGAGAAAAACAGCGAUGAAAACAAUAUGAAAAACAAGAAUUCCUUCUCUUCCCUCGGCGUUCCCGAUGAAACUCGGCUCAACGACAAGGACAUCCAAAAAGACCUGUUCACCGUGAAGCGGGAGUACUUGUUCGCAAAAAUGGACCAGCCUUUGGGUGCCGCUACUGCAAAUGGUCCGAAAAAGAAGAAAACGAAGAAGAAAAACAGGAAGGGACUGCCACCAGGGGUGGAUGGAGGGGAGAAUAAUCAUCAAGAUGGCGGAGCGGGAGCGAAUCAAGUUGUCCAACCACAUCACAAAGGCGACAAGAACAGCUCCUACUAUGACAAAAACAAGGGCAGCUACAAAGGAGGCAAACCUGGUGUCAACAGCAAGAACGGUACUGUGUAUCACGAUGGUGGAAAAGGUAAAUAUGGUGGUCACAAGAACGGACCGCCUCCUGUUCCGGAGAAAGGGUAUUAUAGUAUCGGGAAAUCACCGUCUGGCACGGUUUAUUUAAACAAGAACAACCAGUUCGGGUUCGGGCCAACCGGAGGACAUGGACAUCAGCAUCAUCCACCAAGUAACGACAAGAACCACCAACACCACCCCCCUGGAGCAGGGAAACCAACGACCCAAUCCGUCAACAUGGGCGGCACCUUUCGCAUGAAAGACACGGGCUACGGGCCGAUCAAGGGGCCAGCAGCGCCGUCCGGAGGUCCACCAAAGGGAAGCGGGCCGUAUGGCCAGUUCUCGGCCGUGAAGGGCGCACCAGCUGGAGGACAUCAUCAUCAACACCCUCCGCCACAACAACCGCCCGUGCACCACCAGUCCGCCCAGCUCAUCGUGCCAAAAGGAGCUCCUCCACCCCCGGGGCCCCCCGCGGAAAAGGGUGGAAAGAGCACUGGUGUGCACCAACAGCAAGCCCCGAAAGGCGCAGGUGGAACCUACCGCGCGCCCGCAGCGGUGCAGGAAGCGCACAAAGGGAGUGGUGGCACUGCGAAGGAGCAUGGCGGGAAGGGUGGAAAAAAGGAUGGCUCUUACAGUGCUGGGAAGCAUGGGGGGUCCUCGUCGGGAAAGCCGGAUCAACAUCAUGGAAAACAACAAGAUUAUGCACCUCAUCAGCCACCACCGCAUCAAAGUGCGAACGCUCCUGCUCCACCGCAACAUCACCCUUCACCCGGCCACCACCCGCAACAACAAGCCGGUGCGCCGUAUCAUGGACAGCAGCACCAGCAGCAAAAGGGGGCGGUGAUUCAGCCACCCCCGGCGCAGCACCAAACCAUUCGGUACGACCCGAAUCAACAGCAGCACAAGGGUGGCGGGGGGCAACAUCAAAGCCAGUACCAGCAACCCCACCAGCAGAAGGGUCAUCUUCCCGGUGCGGGCGGAAAGCCGCAUCAUGAACAACAGCAUCCCACGGGGAAAGGUGGAGGUGCCCCGCCGCCAGCUGGCGGACAUCAUCACUCGCAGUAUGGUCACCAGCCACCGCCCUCUGCCACACCUGUCGAACAGAGCUCGCAAUACGGUCGGUCUUCUACUUUCCCUCAAGGUGGAAGUAGUGGGCAUCAGCCGUACAACCAGCAUCAGCAAGGGAAGGGCCAGCACCAACCUCCGCCAACGUCGGGCGUGCCAUCGCCGCACGGGCAGGAGCUUGUGCGCACCGAAAGCGCACCAGGCGGACCGUACAACGCGUUUUCGUUGACAGGAGGUCCUCAGGGUGGAGGUCACCACCAGCAGCAGCGCGACGCGUACGGGACGAACAAUAAAGGUUCUUCAAGCAACAUAGGAGCACCUCCUCCGGGUGCAGUGCAUCUCACCCCGGCCGCAGGCGCGCCUGCUCCGCAGUCCAUCUCGGGUAAGCAAGGUACUAAAGACAGUUACGACUACAAUUCUACUUCAAAAAGCGGGAAUAAGGACCACAAAGACAGCGGGAAGAACAAAGGCGGAAAGAAAGGAAAAAAGGGAGGUGACAAAGACUCGAAAGGGGGCAAGGGCGGGAAAAAGGACAAGGGAGGUGAUCAUGGUAGUUCUUCUGCGAACCCGAACUUGAUUCCGCUCGGAACAACGGCGACCGGAGGUCAACAUCCUUCUGCCACUGGAAAUGUUAACUCCUACUCAACUUUUCCGAAUUCGUCAUCAAGUGCUGCGCACCACAGUCAGAGUCAGCCGCAGCCUGGCCCGGGUGGUCAACAACAGCAGAUGAGCCACAGCUAUUCUUCGCAUCACCGCAAGAAUGCGGAUCACGACUAUAGGCAAGGUCCGUACAGCCACAGUGCAGGCGACGCAGGGCAGCAGUAUAAUCAGGGCGGUGGGGAACAACAACACCAGCAGCAACCGCAAAAUCAGUAUCGGCAGUUUCAGCAGCCGAAUAGCCAUUAUCAAACAAGCACGAACCAAGCUGGAGGUGGUGUGCAGCACCAGCAGCAGCAAGCCUCGGCAGGCUCUGGUGCACCAGCUCCGGGAGGUUCAUCUUACCAACAGCACCAGGAGCAGUAUCAUGGUACAACAACAGUCCAACAGCAGAACCAGCAGUCUUACCAGCAAGCGCCUAGUACAUCAACUGGCGCAGCUACAACCACAACGUCCUACACGGUUCACGUGGAUGCCCAUGGCAACCAAACCUACCACCCGGUUGUUCAACACCAGUCGCAACCACAGCAGCAGACGGCGCAACCACAGCAGCAGCAGCAACCGCAGAUCCAAUAUGUCGUACAACAACCGGACGGGAGUCGCACCUACUACACCGCGGCGGCGCCGGCAGCAACGAGUAGUGCGACAACAACUUCCAGCUCCGGCCAGCAACAAGCACAGGCGGGAAGUGGAGCUGCUGCUCCUCCUGCUACGUCGUAUAGUACUCAACAGGGAAGUACAACUGGAUACCACCAGCAACAUCAGACGGUUGUUCAGUACCACGGUAGUACAACUGCGGCCGCAGGAGGCGGACACCAGCAGCCAUCCGCGCAUCUUCAAACGGAGUAUAGGUACGCAGACGGUACGACCGCUGGUGCGGCGUACGGGGGUGCAGCAGCAGCAGCAGCAGCUCCGGUUGGAACAGGAGGCCACCAGCAGUACGGCCAGCAGCAGCAGGCCCAGUAUAAUCAUCAGCAGGCUACUACACCAGCAGCAGCAGCUCCGGGGGCUCCUGCUGCACACCAUCAACAGACGCAGCAGGCUGUUUCCUACAUUCUGGGUUCCGACGGGAAUUACUACCAAAUUUCCACCGGAGCAGGGACCGCGACCGCUGUUGCAGCAAGUGCUGGCGGUGGACAACAGCAGGCGCAACAAGCCCAGCAAUCGACGCAGCUGAAACGACAAGACAGUCCGGAGAUCACCAACUGGGGCUUGGGCUGGGGCGGAUAGGUGGACGACUUGGUUGAGGACGAGGACGAAGGACCUUUUACUUAGAUAGAAGUGCAAGUGGUGAAGACCGACCUACACUAGCACUUCCAAAAAGAGUUGUAGGAGCUGAAAGAAGAGGUCACAUUGAAACCGCAACACAAAAAA
Molecule: messenger RNA, 6074 nt
Organism: Amoebophrya sp. A120
Lineage: Eukaryota; Dinophyceae; Syndiniales; Amoebophryaceae
Source: the annotation of a GenBank genome assembly